UUCUCGCAUGAUUCCUGCUCUCUGUCAUUUGAUGUCUAAUCGUCUAUGUUCGCAAGUCGAUUUUGCCAAAAUUGACUCGCUCUUCGCUGGUUUUUUGUCCGUUUGCUCGUGAUUAAUUUAAUUUUUUUAUCUGAAGUGUUUAGUGAAGUGCUUGAAAAUAAUUUCCAGCUGUUAUCGUCUAAUAUCUGGAAGAUUGGAUAAUCUCAAAUGUGUGGAAGUGCCAUAUUCAGAAAAUAGGGAUCACAUUUCCAUAAUUUUGGGCGUCUUUUUGGCCAGUGGUGUGGCGAAAAUUUGCGAAAAAUCGUUUUUUUGCGUGACCUGUUUUAAGAUCAAAGCGAAAAUGAAGAUUUAUAAACUUUUAAUAUUAAACCAGUUGAUUAGAAGCUCCAAGACUGAAAUUGAAUUUAAUUUUCAAUUAUAAAUUGUAAUAAAAUACGUUUAAUAGUAAAAAGUGAGGUUAAAAACGAUCAGACAUUCGUGGAAUUUGUGACGGAUAUUUGUUCUUUGUAGUGAUAAUUAAAUCAUAAAGUGACUAAGCCAGUAAUUAAGAAAGAAGUGCAAAUAUUCGAACAUUUGGGAAAAACACUAUAAUUAGUAUUCUAAACAGAAUUCAGCUCUUCAAUAUUUUUAUUGAAUUGAUGUGUCUUUAUAAGUCUAUAUCUAUUAUGUAUUCUAGUGACUUUAAUAGAUACAUUAAGGUUGUUUGCGGAAAAUACUUGGAUAGGAUUUGCGAAAUAUCCGCAAAUAAGAUGCAUCAGAUCGAAUGCUCCUUCUUUUCUACUGAGGCCGCAUACAGAGCAAAGAACGAUCCUGGGGAUUGACAGAGGCUCUUCCAGGCAUCUUAUUAUGGUUAUUUGACAUUUAUUUGAUGUCUUCUAUGUAUCUGAUGAUUUUUUUCAUGGUUUUCCAUACAUGUUUUAACCUGAUCCACGUUGAUGUUUUUAUGUUCAAAUCGAAGUUAGUUCAUAAAAGAUGUGGUUAAGAGUGCGUCGAAAAGAAUAAGCACAGGCUGUCCCAACUUAAGCACUACGAGGUGUCUCUCAGAAGGGGGCUGGUUACAUUGGAGGACUUUUAGCUAGAACUUGCGUGAAAGCUCGUUUCAACAAGAACAAUAAUUGACUUUUUUAGAUGGGAAAGUUGUUUUUCGAUUAAAAUUUUAAUUAACUAAACAAAUAAGCGCAAAAUUAAAGUAAAAGGUGUCGGGUUAGUUGUUUAGAUUUAUUUGUGUUUAUUCUAUGUUAAAUUGGUGUUUAAAGCUAAUCACUCAGCAGUAAUAGACAAUUUUAUGAUGGGGAGUGAUAAUUUUCUUAUGAAGUUGUUUGGGCAAAGGGAAGUCAGAAAUAUGAAGACCAUGGAACAAAUAGAGGAGUUAUUGGGAGGUUCACAUUCCCAUGAACAGAAGAUGUUCAUCAACAAGGAUCAAGAUGAUCAGAUGGAAAUACAUUACUACCGAACCAGUAGGGCAAAGACGGCCCUUACUUAUCUAGGAUUUGUGUUAACUUGCGGUCUGCUGAGGCUGUUUUAUCAUUGGGUUCCGAGAUUGUAUUUGUUUUCUACUAGUGUCAAUUGCAAGAUCAAUCAGGCUGAAAAAAUACUUGUAGUGGAGUUGUAUAAUGGUAAACAUAAAAUUUACCAUAUCAAACAACUGAAAAUCAUCACGUCAGAAUCAAUUGAAAAAUCCAAGCACAAGGAUGACACAGUUUUAAACAUUGAAGAAGUUCCUGCUUGCCCAUCUUUGUCCAUUCAUUUUGAAAAGGGAGAAUUCCGGAAUAUUGACAAAUUAUUAAUGUUCACUGUGAAGAAAGUGCACUAUAUAUACGAGAGCAACAAGCAAGAAUUUGUUAAGUUGGCAGGCUUGGAUGGUGGAGUUCCUUGUGAUGUUUUCCAUAAAUAUCUUCCUUUAACGUCAAAUGAAAAUUUUGUAAGGAGAUAUGUAUAUGGUCCAAACGUGAUUGCAGUAAAAGUUUCUUCAAUUCUAACGCUUUUAUUUUUGGAAGUUCUAAAUCCUUUCUAUAUUUUUCAAUUGUUCAGCUUUAUAUUGUGGUUCUGUGACGAGUACUACUACUAUGCUGCAGCUAUCAUGUUCAUGUCAGUGUUUGGUAUUGCUUUAACUGUGAGACAGACUAGACAAAAUGAAAGGAAUUUGAAGAGCACCGUUGGAUCCGCUGAUAAUUGUAUUGUUUUACGAAAACCUUCCUCAAGUAAUUCUGAAAUUAAUGAUUACAUAUCAGAAACUGUUCCUACAAACACUUUGGUACCUGGCGAUAUUUUGGAGAUCCCCGCCGCUGGUUGUACCAUGCAAUGCGACGCCGUUUUAUUGACAGGAAAUUGCAUUUUGAAUGAGUCUAUGUUAACAGGGGAAAGUGUUCCAGUUACAAAAACUUCGCUGCCUAAUCUCUCAAGACUGAUAUAUGAUCCUAAAGAACAUGCUAGACAUACUCUGUUUUGUGGUACUGAAGUUAUACAAACUCGAAAUUUCGGAAAUGAGAAAGUUUUGGCCGUUGUGAUCAGGACUGGAUUCUCUACAGCUAAAGGGAGCUUAGUGAGAAGUAUUUUAUACCCUCCACCUGUAGAUUUCCGUUUUGAAAAAGACUCCUACAAAUUCGUAAUAUUUUUGGCGAUCGUUGCUGGAAUCGGUUUUAUAUAUACAGUGAUUGAUAAAAUUAUAAAAGGAACUUCAGCUAGGGAUAUUAUCUUCCAAGCCUUGGACUUGAUUACUAUUGUGGUUCCACCUGCCCUUCCAGCAGCUAUGACUGUGGGCAGCUUUUACGCACAAAUUAGGUUAAAAAAGAAUCAGAUUUUUUGUAUUUCUCCAAGAAGUAUCAACGUCUCUGGUGGGAUAAACUGUGUAUGCUUUGAUAAGACUGGAACACUAACCGAAGAUGGUCUAGAUCUACUUUGCGUCGUACCAGUUUCAGAAGCUGCAUUUAAAUCACCCGUCACUACUGUCAAUACUUUGUCUUACGACACUUUCUUAUAUGGUCUAGUCUGUUGUCAUUCUUUAACGACUAUAGAAAAGAAUAUUGUAGGCGAUCCUCUUGAUUUAAAAAUGUUCCAAUCAACUGAUUGGACACUCGAUGACGGCGAUAUAGCUGACACAAACAAGUUUGAUAUCAUUUAUCCGACAGUGCUAAAACCUCCAAGAGGGCAUGGAUCAGAAGACAAUUUGGAAAUAGGUAUUUUAAGGGAAUUUCCAUUUUCAAGUAGCGCCCAACGAAUGGGCGUUAUUAUCAGAAGACUGACCGGUUCUCAUUUUGAGUAUUAUUGCAAAGGAUCGCCCGAAAAAAUCUUAGAUCUGGUUAAAAAAGAGACCGUGCCUCCAGAUUUCCAUGAUGUCCUUGAAAAAUACGCCCAUGAAGGCUAUAGGGUGAUUGCUUUAGCUCAUAAAAAGUUAAAGCUGAACUAUACCAAAGUUCAAAAAGUCCAAAGGGAGUCCAUAGAAAAAGAUCUAAACUUCUUAGGACUUUUAGUCUUCGAAAAUAGACUGAAACCUGAUACUACCUCCUGUAUUCAAGCUCUAAAUAACGCCAACAUCAGGGUUACAAUGGUUACAGGUGACAAUAUUUUGACAGCCCUUUCGGUAGCCAGGCAUUGUGAAAUCAUUUGUUCUGGUCAGAGUGUCAUAACUGUCAAUAGUGAUACUGCUCAACCGCCUAACUUGUAUUAUACCCUUACAGACGUCAAAGAACCCUCUAAAGAUUAUUCUAUACUAUCAAAUUCAGUCAGCGUAGUCAGUUUGGAUACAAUAGAAAGUCAGCUUCAGACAAUUACAGCAACUACAGUGAGGGAAAAUGUCGGGACAGGAAAUGGAGUAGCGAGACCAAUCAGUUUGUUUAAUAAUUAUCGAUUCGCCAUGACAGGAAAGACUUGGGGUGUCCUUAAGGAAUAUUAUCCAGAAUUGCUACCAAGAAUUUGUACUAGAGGAGCUGUGUUCGCAAGAAUGGCUCCAGAACAAAAACAGCAGCUUAUCCACGAGCUACAAAGCCUAGGAUAUGUCGUGGCGAUGUGCGGAGAUGGUGCAAACGACUGUGGAGCUCUCAAAGCCGCCCACACCGGCAUUUCUUUAUCAGACGCAGAAUCCAGCGUUGCCUCACCCUUCACCUCUAAAAUCCCCAACAUCAGUUGCGUACUUAACGUUAUCCGCGAAGGCAGAGCGGCUCUAGUUACUAGUUUCGGCAUUUUCAAAUACAUGGCCGGAUAUUCUCUAUGUCAAUUCGUUUCUGUGCUUAUACUAUAUUCCAUUCAAUCAAACUUGACUGAUAUGGAGUUCCUUUAUAUCGAUUUAGCGAUAAUUUCGAUUUUUGCAUUUUUCUUCGGCAAAACGGAAGCUUAUUCUGGAAAAUUACACAAACAGACACCGUUGAGUAGUUUGAUAAGUUUCUCGCCUCUGUUGUCUCUUUCUUUACAGAUGUUGUUUGUCGUGUUGUUUCAAGUAUCGGCAUUUGUGCAUCUCAAAUCAGAACCAUGGUAUGAACCCUUUAAUAUGACUGAUCCAGACGAGGUUGCUUGUGUCGAGAACUAUACCGUUUUUACCGUUUCUUCUUUUCAAUAUAUCAUUCUCGCUAUUGCAUUUUCGAAGGGUUAUCCGUAUCGCAAAUCAAUAUUUUCGAAUUUUGGGUUUAUAAUUUCAGCUAUUUUCAUGACUGCAUUUUCCGUGUAUUUAGCUGUUUAUCCUGCCAAUUUCUUGUUAGAUAGUUUUGAACUAGCUCUACCUGAAGAUAUGAAUUUUCGUCUGUAUCUCUUGGCAUAUGCCGCAGGUAAUUUUGUCGUCAGCAUAUUAGUAGAGCAUUUCUUUGUGGAGAAUUUAGUUUUUAAGAAAUUGCGUUUUAAGUACCAUAACGUUGACAAGUCUAAAAAGAAGUACCUCGCUAUAGAAAGGGAUCUGAAACGAGACGUCAAGUGGCCGGUACUUACGUCAGACUUUAAAAGCGCAGCUAGCCCACUCAACCCCAUGCCAGAAUGCCAUGCGGAGAUUGUAGUAGAAACAGACACUAAGUUCGAUAAGAAUCACGUUCUGAACAAGCUUUACGAAAGCAGUAAUGACUUAAAUUCCUGUCCAAAUUCUGCAUUUACUACUCCAAACCAUCAGUACAACACCCCCAAUCAUUACGCGCAUAGACCCUCUUUAGUCAACCACGAAACUGGAUAUUUUUCCGAAGAAAAUCUGGAUUUUUCUAGUUUUCCCACACCCUCAAGAAGUGACACGUUUAAGUCGCUCAGCAACAACCAGAGCAGCUACGAUAUGGCCAGUUCCCAGCUGAAUAUUCCCGAUAUACCCUUCGACGAUGUGGGCGUGACUGUUGUGGUCACGCCCACUUCCCCUGCCCGGGCGGUAAACGCCGAGCACGUCACGGACUUUGACCACUCCCCCGGCGUGGCGUACUCGCAGUUUAACGCGUUCGGUAUUAGCAAAAGUCCUCCAGAUGGCGGAAGCGACGAUUGUUGGCGCGUAGAAUUGAAUAAUUUGGACGUGAUCAGGUGAGAUAAGGAGUUUUUUACAUGUUUAGGCGUUUCUUUAGGGUUUAGGUGACAGUUUAAUCAUAGAUUGGUUUUAUGUGCUAGGUUUUUUUCUUAGAAAGGAAAAUCAUUCGUGAUAAUUGGCAGUUGUCCGUUUCGAUUGAGGAUAUUAAAUGUAAAUACAGACCAUCUAAUGAAAUAUUUCAGAUAACUUUUUGGGAUUAAUUAGUAUUUCAAUUGGCAUUUUGUUGGUUAGUUUGUACUUAACAUUGAAUAGUUACAGUUACUAGUUAUUGUUACAGCACAGGGAAAGUGUGAAAAAUGUAUGAGUUAUGAUCUUAUGUAAUUUGAAAGAUUUAAACACUAUCUGUGUCCAUUUAUGGUUGAUUAUUCUUCAUAUUCAUGAAGUUUUCGACAUUAUAAAUAAGUAAUUGAAAUAAAUAUGCAUGAUCAAUAAGGCUCUGAAUAUUGACAGUUUUUGUUUAUCUGUCAUUAUUCAAAGUUUGAUUGAUUCUAUAGAACUUUUUAUUAAGGAAAAAAUAGAUUAAGCAACUUCCAUUGAUGAAUUAAUCUGUACUUAUUAAGCGUCUAUUUUUCUUUCUCUUUGUAAUAGAUCUAUAGUCUCGUUAGAUGCAUUUGUGUUGAUCCAAAUGUCAUUUAUAUGUCAUUUUUAGAUCUCUGUUUCUUAAUGCGUGGUAUUAUUGCUAGUUGGAAAUAUUAUGGCUAGGUUAAUAAUUAAGAUUUAUAGAUUUUGUAACAAUUUUUAGAUAUUUAAACAUUUAGAAAGCGUGAAAAAUAUAUUUUUAGAUUAGAUAGUAGAAUAAAAUACAAUUAUUAAUAAUCUAUGCUAUGUGUGGCAAGAGAAUAUAUGAUGUUGACCUGUGACAACUGACUGUCAUACAUUCUUUUGCUAAAUAAACUAUAAUGAAAAUUUGAACUAGAGUUUCGAACAAAAAUAUGUAGGUGCACCUCUUGUUUGCUAGGGCAUAAAGUGAUUAGAAAAGUGAUUUUUAAGAUACAACAAAAUAUUUCAAAUCAUUUACGAAUAAGAAAUAAAACUUUUUAGUUUUAUUUAAAAAAGAAAAAAAACUUAAACACGGUUAUAUCCCUUACCAAGUACCAAAGAAGAGAUUAUUUUUUUUUCGUUUAAACACAUUAUGUAGCCUAGUUUAUUAUUUUUAUAGGUAUAACUUUAUUUAGGUGCUAAUACUCGUUAUUUUUUUGAGAGUGAUCCUACUAAUGACAUUUUACUUAUAUGUCUCCCCUUCUAAUUAAGUUCAUUAAUAGUAUUAAGUUUAUAAAUUUGAGUUGUUUAGACAAAGUUCCCAAUGUCCAAUAUACUCGUCAUGUUAGCCAAUGUUAGUAGAUACCGAACGAUAGAAAAAAAACGACAUCAAGUUGGAUAGGUACUAACGAAUGAUAGAUUCGACUUAUAAAAUGUUAGCGAUCUUCACUUUGACGUCGUUUUUUUUUGCUCGUACGGUAUAUUUUCCUUAGAUGUUUAGCGGGAAUCUACUUGCUGUGCAAAAAUUCCAAAAACAAUCUGCUGAAAUAUCGUAUUUAUUAGUUGUUAAGUGGUAUUGAAAACCGAAUUGUAUUACUUAAUUUUUAAUAUUUAUAUACACACCAAGGGAUUUCAGAUCUAUUAACUAACUAUCUGUGAUCACAAUAUUUGUCUUGGCCAAGUAUAUUCAGCAGACUUUUAUCCCUUGGUCUGUAGUCAUCUAUUAGCUACUUAAAAUACUUUUUAUUUUUUACAUAGUAAUUUAUUUAAUAUAUAUUAAUAUUGUUUAAAUAGGGUUAUAUUUUCUUGUAAUAAUUAAUAUCUUUUUACUAAUUUUACAUUUUUUUGCAAUAUAACGUUUUCAUGUUUUAAAUUGAUUCUUUAUUUAAAAUCAUAGAUUACAACUAUUUUAAUUAGCAUGUCAUAUUAUAGGCUCAUGCCCCUAGGGGAGGAGCCUAAGGUAAUUAGAAAUAGAGGUGAAUAUACAAAAGGAUAGAGAACGUUUUCUUAGGUUGGUUCCAAAACAGAAUUUUGUAUCGUUCUAGAAUGGUAUGUGUCGACUUGGAGAGUUCUGUUACUUUGUGGUUACUUUAUUAAAAUUAAAUGUGGAUUGGGACAGGUUUUGAGCUGAUUUUAGAAUUCAAUUCAUAACCUAAUUUUUAAUUAUUAAUAUAGGUUAGAUAUUUUCGAUAUAAAUUUUUAUU
Sitophilus oryzae (rice weevil) is the source of this 7665-nucleotide messenger RNA. RefSeq names its product probable cation-transporting ATPase 13A3. NCBI's taxonomy places the organism in Eukaryota, Metazoa, Arthropoda, Insecta, Coleoptera, Curculionidae. Gene Ontology annotation, cellular component: membrane. The record is from RefSeq and is a predicted model, not a curated record. The transcript has 17 exons. Gene Ontology annotation, biological process: intracellular calcium ion homeostasis; polyamine transmembrane transport. The coding region runs from base 1286 to 5482 and encodes 1398 amino acids. Gene Ontology annotation, molecular function: ATPase-coupled monoatomic cation transmembrane transporter activity; ATP binding; ATP hydrolysis activity.